This is a messenger RNA of Acanthocheilonema viteae, 909 nucleotides long. Lineage: Eukaryota; Metazoa; Nematoda; Chromadorea; Rhabditida; Onchocercidae. The record is from the annotation of a GenBank genome assembly.
AUGUUAGUUCAGUCACUGUCAGAUGCAUGCCUAUCACCGUUAUUUCAUCAGAAGGACGGAGAUGGAUUUCAGUUGGGACAUUUUGAUUGUUUCGUUAAUGGAUAUGGGGAAAUUAUAUGCCCCGAGAGUGGUCUGCGAUAUAUUUUCGGACCAGAAUCGAUUGAUCUUGGACCGUGCUGUAAUCCAUGCGAUGAAGAUUGGAUAAGGAUUUUAAAAAAUGAGGAUGUCUUAGUCUUUUCUCGAGGGUAUACCCAUCCUUGCGGAGAUAGAUUGAUAAGAACCGCAAAACAGGUCAUAAUCCCGGAAACACAAAAUAAUCAUAGUUUUCUUGGUGUAGUUUUACGUGAGCGUCAUCCUAGUUCAACUGAAGAUGCUACAGCUGCUUUUCUGUGUCCACCCUUUGGUAUUAUCAAAUUGCAUAAAUUCGCAUUUGGUUAUGAUUCCGAUAUUUCAUGGCCCCCAGUGGUUGGUACACGAUUCUGGGUCACGUUGAAUGAUAAUAUAUCCUCAACUAGAGUAUGGAAAGUGGAUGGUACAGCGAAUGAUGUUGAAUUCGGUGCUAGAAGUGCACCGAUUAAUAUACCAAAACUUUAUCUGUGGCAGUGGAAUAAAACAUUUAAUCAGUCGGGUAUAUUCUCAAUCAAAGAUUUCAUUUUGAAAACAGCUGAAAGUGCGAUCCCUUUAAAUGAAAUUGAAAGGAAUAGCCGAGGUAGUUCAAAUAUGUUAACUUCAAUGGAGGUACAGGAUUAUGAGAAAAAAAAGCGUGGAGAUCGCACAAGUGUACAGAGUAAUAGUGCUGCCAUCAUUUUGUUAUUAGAAAUACUCAAUGAUCAGAACAUAAGAGAUUUGGUUGUUGAAAGGCAUCAAAAAGCUUUCGAGAAUUAUAUAACUGAAAUGUCUCGUUUCUAA